AUGGCGGACGUAGACGAUCCCUUGCUGGACGAAAUAGCGCAGUCACUUGACGAAACUGAGCGAACGGGCGACCCCGUCUCAGAUAAACUCGCACUGAUUGCUAACAAACGCUGGAAUCAUAAAUUAAGUGACGACAAGCUAAAAGAAAAGGCCGAAAAAUACCCGCGACCAGCGAACUGCGACAAAGUUGUGAGCCCACGCGUAAACCCUGAAAUAUGGGCAAAAUUAACAAGGGCUGUUCGUGGCGAGGAUCACAAGCUCUUUCGUGUACAAACCCAGCUUAGCACAGUCACUAACCUUGUAGUGCAAGCUACAGAUAUGCUGUUGAAAGCAAAAUCUGACCCAAAAAGUCUAAAAAUUGAUGACCUAGUGCGAAUGAACACAGAUGCUGUUGCUCUGGUUAGUCAUGCUAGCCAUGAGCUAGCCCAAAAAAGGCGCGAAAUCAUCAGACCUCACCUUCACAGGGAUUAUAUUGAGUUAUGCUCACAAGAAGUUCCUGUGACAAGCUUACUGUUUGGAGACGACCUCCAGACAGAAUUGACCCGUAUUCGGGCAACAAACAAAAUUGGAAAUACAACAAAUCCAUCAUCACACGCGCCGAGUCAACACCGGAUUUAUAAGCCAAGUACGAGCAAUUAUGGCAACAAACAGCCUCCUUUUUUGUGGCGAGGAGCCCAGUCGUACAGACGACUGGAGAACAACAACAGGCGUGGUCAGAACCGAGCUCGUUUCGGGCCAAUGAAGAAAUAGACUCAGAAUCAAUUAAACAACUUUCACAAAUACAGGUAAGCUUAUUAAACACUUUGAACACAAGGUUGCCAAUUUUAAGGCGGGCCAGCUUAGUACUUCUUAUUUUGCUUGGAAAGAAUUGACAUCUGAUCCAGAAAUUCUGGAGACAGUGUCUGGUCAACGCAUAGAGUUUAACCAGAACCCAGUACAAUUAAAUUUACCUGUAUAGCCAAAUUACUCAUGUCAACAAGGACAGUUUAUUGAUUCUGAAAUCCAAAACUUGUUGAAAAAAGGUGUCAUUGUAGAAUCUACACAUGAGCCUAAUGAAUACAUUUCACCCAUAUUCCUUCGACCUAAGAAGGAUGGAUCACAUCGCAUGAUUUUAAACCUAAAAUGUUUAAACCAAUCUGUUACGUACCAACAUUUUAAAAAUGGACACAAUCUGGACUGCUAUACGUAUGAUGCGUCUGGGAUGCUUUAUGACAUCCAUUGAUCUUAAGGACGCAUACUGCUCUGUCCCGAUUCACAAAGACCAUCAAAAACACAGGAAAUUUCAAUGGCGAGGGAAACUAUAUCAGUAUACAUGUUUUCCAAAAUGGAUUGGCAAUUUGCCCUAGGAAGUUCACAAAACUCCUUAAACCUGUCUUCUCAAACUUGAGAAGCAUAGGUCAUCUAUCUGUAAUAUUCAUAGAUGACUCUUAUUUACAAGGUGCCAACUUUAAUCUGUGUGUUAAAAAUGUGAAAGAUACUAUUACAUUACUUGACCAAGUGGGCCUUGUUAUACACCCUGAGAAAUCAAUCCUAUACCCUACUCAGAAACUUGUAUUCCUAGGUUUUCUGUUAGACUCCAUAAAAAUGAUUAUCAGCCUUACAGGAGAAAAAACACAAAAAAUUAAGGAAGCUUGUCAAAAGCUUCUACAAUCUCCUCAACCUACAAUACGGGAAGUGGCUGGAGUCAUUGGCAUGUUAACAGCUAGCUUCCCAGGAGUAAUGUUUGGGCCAUUACAUUAUAGGCACUUAGAUAUGGAUAAAACUGUGGCCCUGAAAAUAAGAAAAGGCAAUUAUAAUAAGACCAUGACUCUUUCAGAUGAGGCUAAGCACGAGCUGAGCUGGUGGGUAAGCUCAAUUGAAAGUGCAUACAAUGUGGUUAGUCACGGACAAGCUGACACAACCAUGACCACAGAUGCCUCAAAAACGGGUUGGGGUUGCUCCCUAGCUGGCACACCUACCGGUGGCUCAUGGCACUCUGGAGAAUCAAGAAACACAUUAAAUGGCUGGAAGUUAAAGCCAUAUUACUCAGUCUAA
This is a messenger RNA of Paramuricea clavata, 2034 nucleotides long. Lineage: Eukaryota; Metazoa; Cnidaria; Anthozoa; Malacalcyonacea; Plexauridae. The record is from the annotation of a GenBank genome assembly.